AUGUCGGGCUACGCGCGCCGCCCUGGCGCGCCCCCGCUGUCCCGGACUCGGAGCCUCGUCGUUCCCGACGCUCCUGCGUUCUAUGAGCGCCGGUCUUGCCUCCCCCAGCUAGACUGUGAGCGCUCCCGUGGCGGGGCCCUGCACCCCCACCUCCUCGGCUUUCGGCCGACGUUUAUGUGCUAUGUGCCCAGCCCGGUGCUGGCUUCGGUGGGAGACACAGAUUUUGGCUAUGGAAAGGGAAAAUGUACAAAGCAAAGUCCAUCAGGAGCCCACGAAACACGUUUUGGAGAUGACAAACCGGAAGACCUUGAAGAGGCUAAUCCAUUCUCCUUUAAAGAGUUUCUAAAAACCAAGAACCUUAGCCUGUCGAAAGAAGACACGUCAACCAACAGUAGGACUUAUCCGAAGGAAGCAUCAAGGCACCCAUUGGGACUAGACCACAGUUCUCCAACCUCUCAGACCAUGGGAUAUGGCCUGGAUUAUCAGCAGCCAUUUUUUGAAGACCCAACAGGAGCCGGUGACCUGGAAGAGGAGGAAGAGGAGGAUGGGUGGGAUGGAGCCUACAUGCCGUCUACCGUGGAACAGACUCACUCCUCCAGGGUCACAGGCAGCACGUCACCCUGUGGCACAUACCUUUCCUUUUUCUCCAACACAUCGGAGCUUGCAGGACCCGAGUCUUUGCCCCCAUGGACCAUUAGUGACACCGACUCGCAUGUUUCCCCGGCAUCUCCAGCCGGGAGUCCAGGUGCAGACUUUGCAGCACACGGAGAAUCCUCGGGAGACCGACACCUGCGGACGCUGCAGAUAAGUUACGAAGCACUAAAAGACGAAAAUUCUAAACUAAGAAGAAAGCUGAAUGAGGUUCAGAGCUUCUCUGAAACUCAAACAGAAAUGGUGAGGACACUGGAGCGGAAGUUGGAAGCAAAGAUGAUCAAGGAGGAGAGUGACUUCCAUGACCUGGAGUCGGUGGUCCAGCAAGUCGAGCAGAACCUCGAACUAAUGACUAAACGGGCUAUAAAGGCAGAAAAUCAUGUGGUAAAGCUGAAACAGGAAGUAAGCUUGCUCCAGGCACAGGUCUCCAGCUUCAAGAGGGAAAAUGAAGCCUUGCGUGCGGGCCAGGGCACCAGCCUUACAGUGGUGAAACAGAACACGGAAGUGGCCUUGCAGAACCUCCGCAUUGUCAUGAACAAUGCACACUCAUCCAUAAAGCAGCUGGUGUCUGGAGCAGAAACACUGAAUCUUGUUGCUGAAAUCCUGAAAUCUAUCGACAGAAUUUCCGAAGUUAACGAGGAGGAGAAGUCUUGAGAACCGCUUGUUGCUACCAGCUCCUACCCUUGCGCCACGUCAUCUGAGUGGGCACCCAUAACUAUGCAGCCUUAGCCAAAGCAUUUAUCAUGAGACCCUGAAAUCAUGACCUGUAGCAGUGUCAAUGGCUCCUUUCCAUGAGCCACACCUCUGUUUUACAUGCAGUCUGUGGUGAAAUCCCACCAUUUAUAGAUUCACUGAUCUACUGAAAGACAUUUUUAUAAAAGCCAGCAAUUUUUAACAGUUACCAAACCUGGAAACACUUUGUAAUGAGCAUUUUCCAUCAUUCUCUCAGAUGUUCGCUGGAGGAUAAGCUCAUGGCUCACCCUCAAUGUCCUAGAACACUAAGCAAGUUGGCACGGACGUGAACGGUCUGGACAGGGACUCACUUGUGCCUUUGUGCAGUCAGUCGGCGCCCGGCUAGCUGACAGCUCCCACGGCAGCGUGCACAGGGUGGCUGCUGCAGACGGCAGCCCCAGUGCGGAGGCUCUGCUGGGUGGAUGCUGCUGUCCUCCCUCCGGGACCAUGGUGACCUACGUAGACAUUCCACAUCGCAGCGCUGUCCAAACUCACCGUUGUGAGCUUUCUUCUUUGGAAAGCCAACUGGGGAGGGGAGUUUGAUGAAUAUGUCAAGGGAUAUUUUCUUCACACUGCAGGAAUUUAAAGGAUACACCCACGUGGAACCGACGCCAUGUCUCUGGGCUGCCGAACCACUCUGCUAUGGGACGAUACAACCAGUGCUUUGUGCUGAUUUGGGGUGCUGGGGGGGCAUCUUCCUGUGGAUUUUAAAAUUUUUUCCUUUUCCCCUCCUGUUCAGAUUGAUAACUUUGCUGUUUAAAUAAAUCCCAAAGUUCUUAAGUGCUA
Jaculus jaculus (lesser Egyptian jerboa) is the source of this 2169-nucleotide messenger RNA. It is a transcript of the gene Entr1, whose product is annotated as endosome associated trafficking regulator 1. Gene Ontology annotation, cellular component: ciliary basal body; midbody; centrosome. The transcript has 10 exons. Gene Ontology annotation, biological process: positive regulation of protein localization to cilium; positive regulation of cilium assembly; regulation of cytokinesis. The coding region runs from base 1 to 1305 and encodes 434 amino acids. The record is from RefSeq and is a predicted model, not a curated record. Lineage: Eukaryota; Metazoa; Chordata; Mammalia; Rodentia; Dipodidae.